Molecule: messenger RNA, 2935 nt
Organism: Helicoverpa zea (corn earworm)
Lineage: Eukaryota; Metazoa; Arthropoda; Insecta; Lepidoptera; Noctuidae
Gene: swm
Product: RNA-binding protein 26
Exons: 24
Coding region: 207-2903 (898 amino acids)
Biological process (GO): mRNA processing
Cellular component (GO): nucleus
Molecular function (GO): metal ion binding; RNA binding
Source: RefSeq, a predicted model, not a curated record
GGCAGAAUAACUUGACAGCCUUGCAGUCAGUAACUUCUUCAUUUAUCAAAAAAGUUACAUAAAAGUGAAGUGUAUAGUGAAACGUGAAGGACGUUUAUUUUCUAGUAAUUAAAGUGUUCUCAUUAGUUAUAAUCACAAUUUCACUCCUUUACCAAGUGCAUUGUUGAUGGAUUGUCAUCUGUGGACGAUCUAAUUAUUGCAUCGAGAUGAUUAUUGAAAAUCCUGACGCUUUCAAGUCGUGGUUGACCUCCAUAUUGGAGCCCCUUUGUGAUGCGGACCCUGCAGCGCUUGCCAAGUAUGUGUACGCCCUGGUUAAGAAGGACAAACCACUGGAUGAGCUGCGGGAGGUCAUGGUGGAUCAGCUCGAUGUGUUCCUCCAACAAGAAACCAAACCGUUUGUGGAGAUGCUGUUCAAAUCGCUGGAGAGCAACGAUUACCUGAAGUCAGGGCGCGAGGAGAAAGCGCCGUCACCUCCCCCGGCUGAGCCUGAACAGCUGAAGAAGCCUGAAGCUGAAAACCAUGUGGUCCCCAAUUCCGGUCCCGCGUCGCCGGCGGCUGGCCCGGAGCCGGCGCCGGGCUCGCGGCCGCGGCUCGUGCUGCAGCCCUCUGCGAGACACGCGCAUACAGAGCAUACGCUUAUUAAGGUUGUACCAUUAACCGAGCUGCUAGAAGAACCAGUAGACCAACCUCCGAGAAGACGAGACAGGAGAGGUGACUCGACCCGCGACGCCGACCGCCGCCGCCGCCGCUCGCGCUCGUGGGAGCGUCGCGCCCGCCCGCGCCGCCACCCGCGCGACAACGAGCACAGCAACGACACCAGGAGACGGCCACUAUCAAGAUCUCCGUCGCCGCGAGGACGCUACAGAAACCGCAGUCCCCCUCCACCACCACCCAUCGACAGACAAAACAGCAGGUCUAGAUCAAGAUCACCGACAGUCCGCGAUCGUGACCACGAGCGUGAAAGAGAAAGACUACGCGUUCCCCGCGAGUUGGAGAGAGACAGAAUGUCGCGGGACAGAGAGCAUAGAGAUCGAGUGUCUCGCUCUAGAGAUAGGGAACGAUCGCGUGAGAGAUCUCGCGACCGUUCCCGCGGCUCUACAUCUCCACGAGCGGACGCGAGGCUGGAACACAACGACGCCUACAAGCGACGCUGUCGGGACUUCGACGAGAAAGGCUACUGCAUGCGAGGCGACCUCUGCCAAUGGGACCACGGCAGCGAUCCCGUAGUGCUAGAAGAUGCUGCAGCUGCUUUAUCUUCUGUACUGGCACUGCCACCAGCCCCUGCCGUGCCUGAAUACAACCCGCUAACGCCGGACAUCUGGUGCGGCGGCUUCCCCGCGUACCCGCCGCCGCAGCCGCACCAUCCGCAUCCGCCCAGGGAACUCAUACCUAUACCUAGGAUUCGCCAGUCAGCGCCAGUGCCGCGUGCUGCGGGUGCCGCACCGCCAAGACAUCCGCCACCUCAUAAGAAGAACUUCGACUAUAAUCGAUUUGGCGCCGGUCGUCCCCCUCUGCCCGCUAACGCGGCCAACUGUUCGCUGGAAGUGAAGAAAGUGCCGCGAGGCCUGAACGAUAUCACGCACCUCAAUAACCACUUCUGCAAGUUCGGCAAAAUUGUUAAUAUACAGGUGUGCUACGACGGCGACCCGGAAGCGGCGUUGAUCACGUUCAGCAAUCCUACUGAAGCCAAUGUUGCCUACAAGAGUACUGAGGCCGUUCUCAACAAUAGAUUUAUUAAAGUCUUCUGGCAUAACCCUGAGAAUAAACAAGAAAACAUGGCGCCGAGCGGUCAGCUAGCCAACAAACAAAACGACAGACAGAAUUCACAACACCCGAUGUCACACAACAAAGUGCUUAUAAACAGAGACAAUAUUAAGGCGACUGCUGAUAAUAAUGCUAAACAGCUUAUGGAGAAGCAAGAGAAAGAAAAAGAACUAUCAAACGGCGUGGAACCAAAGAAAGAAGUAGUGAAACCGUCGCUAAACAAGAGCAAACAAGUGAUGGAGAUGCACAAGCGAGCACAAGCUCUGCUCGAGACUCAGCUGCAGCAGCAGAUGCUGCUCAUACAGAGGCUCGAACAAGGCAAUGUAACGGGACCACAAAAAUCAGCUCUGUUAGAAGCCAUCAGUUCAGCACAGGAGGGUAUAGAGAAACUAAGGAAAGAACUCGUCGCUUAUAACGGCACUUUGAAACAGAUGCAGGACGAGUCGGUCGCGAGGAAUUUGUCCCGGUUGCAACUAGCGCAGGCAAAGAAACCAAAGACUAAGGAAGAGGCGCAAAAGGAAAUUCUGGAUGCUGAACUCGAUCUCUUUACUAAACAACAGGAAGGCCAAGACGUGACGGAAUUGACGAAGAAGAUCGCAGAGUUGCGCCGACAGAUGGCAAUUCAGUUCCCCUCGCAUAACAUCAUGAGGAGGCCACAUGCAAGAGGCGGUCGUUUCAAUACCCCCACCCGUUUCACGCGAGGCGGCAUCGCUACCAAGAUGUUCAGCGUCAACCAAUCAGUGGACCACAGGCCGAAAGCACUCCUCAUUUCAGGGUUCGAAGCUGAUGAGCUGGAAGCCUUGAUCACGCAUUUCUCUCAAUUCGGCGAAGUGAUGAGCAAGGAAGUGGAGCUAUCUGUGCCUCAGCUGGUGCUGCAGUACAAGUCGCGGCAGCAUGCUGAACAUGCCAUCGCCAACGGGAAGCACUACAACGAUAGGACACUCUCCAUAACGUGGACGGCGAAUACGAACGCGAGCGCGAACAACGCGGCCCGACCCGCCGACGCGCGGCCCGCCAGGAACGGCGAGCAGAGAGAUGACAAGGACGAGACACCAGCGGAGCUACCCGAAGACACUCUUCUCCGUUUCGACGAGGAGGAAGAGGAUGAUGCAGAUGAGGACCGCUCCUGGCGCCGUUGACCCUCACUCCCCGCAUCUAGCAUCUACUGUAA